This is a messenger RNA of Paramecium tetraurelia, 1231 nucleotides long. RefSeq lists its product as uncharacterized. NCBI's taxonomy places the organism in Eukaryota, Ciliophora, Oligohymenophorea, Peniculida, Parameciidae. The record is from RefSeq and is a predicted model, not a curated record. The transcript has 5 exons.
AUGGGUAAUAAAAUUAAUCGUAUACAAGACGAAGAAGAUUCUAUAAAAGUUUAUUUGGAGUUAAAUUAAACAAAGUUAUAGUUGAAUAAAAAUUUAGAAGGCAAAGUUAUCUUUAAAGUUCCACCCUAAAUAUAAGGGUAGUUUGAUUUGAAUUUAAAGAUUUAUGGUCUUGAAAAUGCUGAAUAUAACUUCAAAGAAAAAAAUAAAAGCAUUUAUUAAUAUUCUGUGAAGAAUCAUGAAUUCUUUGAGAAGACUCUAAGCCUAGUUUAUAAUGAAAGAAUUUAAGUUGAUGAAUAUCUGUUCGUACCCUUUGAUUGGAAUCCAGAGAUUUCAAUCCCCUCGCUCGAUUAUAAAUAUAGUGCGGACUUGAUAGUUUCUAGAGAAUAUAUAUUGGAAGCUAUAUUAAUUGUUAAAAAUCAACGAAAUAAAAAAUUUUAGUAGAAGUGGCAAUAGAAAGUUUUAUUUUAUAAAGAUUCUGAUGAAUAACUCUAAAUAAUGAAAGAUUCGGAGAAAAAAUAAAAUCAGAAAGUUGAUGCAAUAACAACAUAUAAAUGGUUUAGAUAAUAAAAAGGGUUAGUUUUUGUAUCGUUUGAGGCUGAUAAAAGCAUAAUUUUUAAUGGUGAUUAUUUAAAUGUGACUGCUGACGUAGAUAACACGUUUGGAUAUCUAAAAAUUUAAUCUGCAAAAAUAUUAUUCUAUUUAGAAUUUAUUAUAAAAGAAGAAUUUUUAUAGGGAAUGCCGAAAGUACUACUGUGUGAAGAGAUGUUAGUAGUAACAGAUCAGAAUAAAUAUUUUGGGAAGAUGAAUUUUUAAAUAACUGACAAAUUAAAUCUACCUUAUGAAUCAGUUUCUGAAAGAGUAGGUUGCAGAUAUAUUGUAGUUUUGUAAUUGAUUUUUGAAUAACUUUGUUUAGGAUCAGGAGUUGAUAAUGUGGAAUUUAUACUCCCUUACAUGGAUUACUGUAGAGACAAUAAGGACAAUGCAGAACCAUAAUUGGAAUGCUACACAGAAAUAAAAAACAUAGAUAGUCUUAAUAAGUUUAUGAGUCCAAAUUAUCAAUUACUAUCUGGAAGAUAACAAAUUAGAAAUCAAAAUACAGAUUUUUUAACGAAUAGAGAAACUAGAGUGGCAUAGCAAUCAUAAAUUCUCAUAUGGAAGAAUUGAGAAGAUUUAUAAUUUAAUGAUUUUUGCUGAUUUUUAUUAAAUUAAAUAUUUUCUAAGCAAUAAUUUA